This is a messenger RNA of Purpureocillium takamizusanense, 1698 nucleotides long. It is a transcript of the gene APE3, whose product is annotated as Aminopeptidase Y. The coding region runs from base 52 to 1578 and encodes 508 amino acids. Gene Ontology annotation, biological process: proteolysis. Lineage: Eukaryota; Fungi; Ascomycota; Sordariomycetes; Hypocreales; Ophiocordycipitaceae. The record is from RefSeq and is a predicted model, not a curated record. The transcript has 3 exons. Gene Ontology annotation, molecular function: metalloexopeptidase activity.
CCCCUUAUCCAAGUCUUGAAUCCGCCAGACGACGACUACGACGACGAAGAGAUGCGCGGCGCAAUUCCCAUUGCCUUGGCGGGCACCGCCUCCGCGUUGCAGAUCCCCUUGCGCCUCCCUCAGCUGCCCAAGAAGCUCUCGUGGAGCUCCGGCGCCGCUCAUGUCGACGUCGACUCUCUGCCCCAGAUUGAGUCCAAGGCCCUGCAGGACACCAUCGAAAUCGCCAACCUUCAGAAGCGCGCCGAGCGCUUGUAUGACGUUGCCAAGCUCUCCGAGCCAGAAUACAACCAUCCGACCCGCGUCAUUGGCAGCCGAGGACACCUCGGAACCCUGGAAUACAUCAAGUCUGUUCUUGCGACCCUCGGCGACUACUACAAUGUGACAGAACAAGUCUUUCCCGCAGUCACAGGCACUGUUCGCGAGGCACGUCUUGUCAUUGGCACUGACGUGCCCUCUGCGACGGCCUUCUCCUUGAGCCCUCCGACAAAGAACAAGCAGCCCGUCUAUGGCGACCUGAUCCUCGUCCAUGGAAGCGGAUGCAAGUCCUCCGACUACCCCCAGAACGCGACCAAUAACAUUGUCAUUGUGCUCCGAGGCGAGUGCAGCUUCGGUGCAAAGUCCGAGCUUGCCGGACGAGCCGGCGCUGUGGCCGCCGUGGUGGUCAACAACGAGGAAGGAGAUCUCCAUGGAACCCUCGGAGAGCCAAACGAGCACCACGUGGCCACCUUUGGUCUGUCCAAGGAGCUGGGUGACAAGUACCUUGACCAGCUCAAGGAGGGCAAGUCGCUUGACUCUAUUGCAUACAUGGACUCCGAUGUCAACACAAUCAUGACCACCAACAUCAUUGCGCAGACGACGCAUGGAGACCCCAACAACUGCGUUGCUGUUGGUGGACACAGCGACGGCGUCGAGGAGGGCCCCGGGAUCAACGACGAUGGAUCUGGUAGCUUGUCCGUCCUCGAGAUUGCCGUUCAGCUCUCCAGCUUCCGCGUCAACAACUGCGUGCGCCUCGCCUGGUGGGCCGGCGAGGAGGAGGGUCUGCUCGGCUCCAACUACUAUGUCCAGAGCCUGUCAGAGGAGGAGAACAAGAAAAUUCGACUGUUCGGUGACUAUGACAUGAUGGCCUCGCCCAACUUUGCCUACCAAGUCUACAAUGCUACCGACGACGAGAACCCUGCCGGCUCGCAGUUGCUUCGAGAUCUCUACAUUGAUUGGUACACAGAACAAGGGCUCAACCACACCCUGAUCCCCUUUGACGGCCGCUCCGACUAUGACGGUUUCAUCAGAGCUGGCAUUCCCGCCGGCGGCAUCGCCACCGGCGCCGAAGGCAUCAAAACCGCCGAGGAGGAGGCCAUGUUCGGUGGCAAGAAGGGCGAGUGGUACGACCCCAACUACCACCAGAUUGGCGAUGACUUGACCAACCUAAACCACACGGCCUGGGAGGUCAACACGCGGCUCAUUGCCCACUCGGUGGGCACCUUUGCAGCGUCCUUUGAGGGCUUCCCGGAGAGGACUACGGAGCCCCGUGCCACCAAGGCGAAGCCGACCAAGUAUCGCGGGCACAAGUUGAUCAUGUAGACCAUCAUUCAACGUUGGAUAGACAGAGCGCCGGAGCAUGCGUUUGGGAGUAUGUGUUUCUAGAUACGUGGCAAGCAAUUGAUUCUACGCCUGGAUUGCCCUGGCUGUCCAGAGAAUACC